Molecule: messenger RNA, 803 nt
Organism: Juglans microcarpa x Juglans regia
Lineage: Eukaryota; Viridiplantae; Streptophyta; Magnoliopsida; Fagales; Juglandaceae
Product: ethylene-responsive transcription factor ERF086-like
Exons: 1
Coding region: 125-625 (166 amino acids)
Biological process (GO): regulation of DNA-templated transcription
Molecular function (GO): DNA binding; DNA-binding transcription factor activity
Source: RefSeq, a predicted model, not a curated record
CAAAGUUGUCGGCGUUAACCAGACUGUCCCCUCCACUAUAUAUGACCUCCGAAAGCUAACUCUCACUCUCACACGCGCACUCCCUUUCUCAUUCCAAUCCUUUUCUGCUACGUACACCGAGUCAAUGCCCGUGGACGCGCUUCACGUCUCUGGAACUCCGACAGGAGAGACACAGUCUCGGUUUCCGGCGCCGGGAAAGCGCAUGACAGCUCAUUUCAGGGGCGUGCGCAAGCGGCCGUGGGGCCGGUUCGCGGCCGAGAUCCGAGACCCGUGGAGGAAGACCCGUAAGUGGCUCGGCACCUUCGACACGGCAGAAGAGGCCGCCUUAGCCUACGACGAGGCCGCAAUCAGCCUCCGUGGCAUCAAGGCCAGGACCAACUUUGGCCUCCACGGCCUAGUCAUUACUCCUCCCGUCGUUACCGGUGGCUCUGGUGCAAGGGAGCUUUUCGGCUGGAGACCCUCGCUGGGCUACGUAUCAGGUGCUGCUAAUCCCUCGGCGUCGAUAUCGGAGUACAAGGGGUACAAGAUGGAGAACGUGGAUGUGGCGGUGAGCGAGCAGGAAGAGAAUAGUCAAACGAAGAAGCCGUUUCUCUUCGAUCUGAAUCUCCCUGCGCCGCUUUUCUGAACCACCGGAGAUGGUGGUACCCGGUGAGGAUUUGACCCUGGAAGAAUAUUGUCGGAUUUUGUUUUCUAUUUUGAUCUGUUUGGGUUCUCUUUUUUUGUCAACCCUCAUGGGUUAGUUUAUGAAUCCCGCUUUAUGUACAGUUCAAUCAGCCCUUCAAAGAACACUAUUUUGAGCUUAA